AUAUAUCAGUACCCACUUGCCGGGAAUCAGUUACUGCUAUUAUAUAUAAAGUUCCGAUAUUUUAUACCUCGUAUAAACUGGAAUAGAAUUAAAAAAGAUGGUUAAAGCUAAGGCAUUUAUUUUGCAUAAGCGAUUUGUGGGGGAACCAAAGGCCUCAGAUUUAAAACUUGUAGAGGAAGACUUGCCACCACUGAAAGAUGGCGAAUUCUUGGCGGAAGCAGUUUAUCUCAGCGUAGAUCCUUACAUGCGAGCUUACGCUGAUCGAUUACCUUUAGGUAACACUUUCAUCGGGAUACAGGUUGCCCUUAUAACUGAAAGCAAGCAUCCUAAGUAUCAAGUUGGCAAGCAUGUAGUAGGGUCUUUUGGGUGGCGAACCCACACCAUUUCCAACGGUGUGAGCGUUGCGGGAGACGUCCCCAUUUUGAUUUUACCAGAUCUUGGAGAAUUACCCGUCUCCCUCGGUGUUGGAAUAUUAGGAAUGCCUGGUAACACUGCAUAUUUUGGCUUUCUGGAAAUUUGUAAACCCAAAGCCGGGGAAACGGUCGUCGUUACUGGGGCUGCCGGAGCCGUGGGCAGCCACGUAGGUCAAAUCGCUAAAAUUAAGGGGUGCAAGGUGAUUGGUAUCGCAGGGUCAGAUGAAAAAAAUAAGUGGCUGAAGGAAGAACUGAACUUUGACCAUGUAAUUAAUUACAAAACGCAAGAUGUCGAAGCGGAACUGAAGAAAGCGGCACCUGAUGGUGUAGACUGUUACUUUGACAACGUUGGUGGCGAAAUAAGCACAAUCAUACUAAAUCAAAUGAACUUAUUCGGAAGAGUUUCAGUAUGUGGUGCAAUAUCUGGAUAUAACAACAGGAAUAUUAAAGCGGGCGUGGUUCAGUUUCCCUUGGUAUUUAGACAAUUAAAAAUGGAAGGUUUCAUGGUACUCCGAUGGACAGACAGAUGGAUGGAAGGAAUUCUUCAGAAUCUGGCGUGGAUUAAACAGGGAAAGCUAAAAUAUAGAGAAACUAUUACUGUAGGUUUCGAUAAAAUGUUUAACGCCUUUGUGGAUAUGUUAAGGGGCGUCAACCAAGGAAAAGCCGUAGUCAAAAUAUAA
Messenger RNA from Cylas formicarius (sweet potato weevil), 1093 nucleotides. RefSeq names its product prostaglandin reductase 1-like. Bases 98 to 1093 code for a protein of 331 amino acids. The transcript is spliced from 6 exons. The record is from RefSeq and is a predicted model, not a curated record. Gene Ontology annotation, biological process: prostaglandin metabolic process. Gene Ontology annotation, cellular component: cytoplasm. Gene Ontology annotation, molecular function: 15-oxoprostaglandin 13-reductase [NAD(P)+] activity; 2-alkenal reductase [NAD(P)H] activity. NCBI's taxonomy places the organism in Eukaryota, Metazoa, Arthropoda, Insecta, Coleoptera, Brentidae.